CAGGUCAAUGUGCACUGAUUAGACACGGAAGCGAAUAACAGCUGUCAAAUAGGUCUUUCUAAAUCAGACCCAGCUCACAUUUAGCAGCAACAUACGAUCAAACUACUCCUAAAAUGGACUCUCCACGCUGGCUGCCUCUGGAGUCCAAUCCAGAAGUCAUGACCAAGUUUGUCAGCUGUUUGGGCAUGAAGCCAUCUUGGCAGUUUGGGGACGUUUACGGGUUGGAUCCAGAGCUUCUGAACUUGGUACCAAGACCAGUGUGUGCAGUGCUGCUCCUCUUCCCUGUAACAGAGAAGUAUGAGGCGUUUAAGCAAGAAGAGGAGGAGAGACUGAAAGGCCAGGGGCACGGAGUCUCCCCUGACGUUUACUUUAUCAAGCAAACUAUUGGGAACGCCUGUGGAACGAUCGGAUUAAUUCACGCAGUGGCUAACAACCAGGCACACCUGCAGUUUGAGGCCGACUCUCCCCUUAAGAAGUUCCUUGACCAAACAGCAAAAAUGACCCCAGAGGAAAGGGCCACGUUUCUGGAAAAAGACGAGAGCAUACGUGUCACACAUGAAUCUAGCGCACAGGAGGGACAAACUGAGGCCCCGAGUUUAGAUGAAAAAGUCAAUCUGCAUUUUGUAGCUUUUGUGAACGUCGGAGGACAGUUAUACGAACUAGAUGGACGGAAGCCUUUCCCUGUUGUCCAUGGAAAAACUACAGAAGAUACGCUCCUUGAGGACGCUGUAGAAGUUUGUAAGGUUUUCAUGGCUCGCGACCCUCAGGAAGUCCGUUUCACCAUCAUCGCUCUGUCCAAAGACUCGUUCUGAGAAAGCUCUUUUUUUCUUUUGUUUUUUAUUCGACCCCAGAAAACAAAGAAAACAUUACUGCCAAACAUUCUGAAGUGCUGAAUAUAUUAUAAAACACAGUUGUUGUUGUUUUUUUUUUCUCACAAUGUUAUAACUAGCAAAUCUUAAACUAAAGACAUACCAGGGAUCAGAAAUCUGCAUCGCUGGCUUGGAUUAUAGUUUUGCUUAAUCUGUAUGUUUGAUGCUCUUUUUUGGGUGAACAUUUAACUGCACUUAUUCACUGUUUAUUUUAUUGUGUUUGGGUUCAUUUUUGACAAUUACUUCAAUCACAUCAUGGAGAUGAUCUGUGCAGACACAUUUUAAGAUGCUUUAAUUUCAUUCUCUCAAAACACUUAAAGGAUGAUGAUGUUUCAGGAAUUAAUGCGUUAUGAACCUCUUUAUCAAAGAUGACUUUCGGGGGGAUAACAAACAUCUAGUCUGAACUUGCGAGUGAAAGGUGCCUACAUUUUUGUUUAAUUAUGAGUUUGUCAAAUAAAGAGCAAAUUUAAUAAGCA
This is a messenger RNA of Gambusia affinis (western mosquitofish), 1345 nucleotides long. RefSeq names its product ubiquitin carboxyl-terminal esterase L3 (ubiquitin thiolesterase) (gene uchl3). The record is from RefSeq and is a predicted model, not a curated record. Gene Ontology annotation, cellular component: cytoplasm. The transcript is spliced from 9 exons. Gene Ontology annotation, biological process: protein deubiquitination; ubiquitin-dependent protein catabolic process. Bases 114 to 812 code for a protein of 232 amino acids. Gene Ontology annotation, molecular function: cysteine-type deubiquitinase activity. NCBI's taxonomy places the organism in Eukaryota, Metazoa, Chordata, Actinopteri, Cyprinodontiformes, Poeciliidae.